CGCGCUCAGUAUAUAUAGGAUUCCACCCCGAUAGACACUCCACUGCCUCACCACUGUGAGUACUCUUGAGUACUCCUAGAAGCACUGACAAUGGCCGUGAAAAGCGCUUUCACGCCGAAGGCGUCACUAACAGAGGCUCCCACCAACCUGAAGGAGGCCAUUGACUGGGUCCUAAGGGUAACUGGUAGGGAUGGUAAACCACUGAGUGGUGAUGAAUGCAUAUGUGGCCUGGCGGCAGCUGUGACUGACCUACUGCAGUCAGUACAACUACAGUACCAUGGAUAUCAAGGUGAAGCCAAGGACAAUGGCGCCUCUCAACAGGACGUGACAAAACAUCUCAAGGAACUAUUCUCCCUAGUCCAGGGACUAGGUGGUACUGCAGUGGUCCGGACCUACAUAGACCAGCUGGCACAGGUACUCAGUGCACUCGUUGGGUGGAGUAAGAUAGAGAAGUGUAGUAAUGGUGGCAAGGACAAGUGCCAGAAGGAUAACAAGGAACAUCAUGGCCAAAACAAGGACUGCGAGUAUCUAAAGGAUGUGAGACGGAACGAUCCGUGCACAGACUGUGGGUGUAUGAAAUGGGAUGAUCCCAAGGCGGACAGUAAUGAAGGACACCACCUAGGAAGGAGGUGUACAAAGUGUAAGGAUAGUGGUGGUAGCCAGGAUUGUAACUGUGAUAGUGGUGGUGGCUGUCAGGGUCCUGACCAGGAGUGUAAAUGUGCUAAAGCAGGCAAAUGCUGCAAGUGUGGUUGUAAGGGUGGGUGUAAUAAGUGUGGGCAGAAGGAUAGGGAGUGUAGCUGUGACGGUUAUAUGUCAGCAUACCCUAGUACAUCUUGUUAUACAAGAAUAGCAUUCGUUGAGUCUAGAUGGGUAGAUAAAACACGUACGUGGAAAACGUUAGGGAGUUCUACCUUUCGUUCCAAAUGUGCCCGUAUCCUCCUAGGGUCAGUAUGCCUCAUAUGGAGUGGACUCACUUAUAUGUAUUGGACCGGGAAGUACACCAAGACCAGUCCAUAUUGGAACAACCAUAUCCUGGAUGGCAGUGGUCUGGAUGAUGGUACACUAUCCCAAUGGCUACAGGCCUUAGGGUUCCCUAGGGAUAUGCUUAAUAAUGGUGGGCCUGGAAAUAGGUUGGAUGCUGUUAUCACUAAUGAGUUUAGGGAUAAGUUUCUCUUGGGAUUCCUGGAGCCUGGUGGCCUUGAUAGUGGUGUUGUCAAGGACGACAAUGGUAAUACUGCCAGAGCUCCUUUCGGCAUGAACUAUCCUGGGUUUAUACACACUAUACAUAGGGAUUCAUUCAACACUGAUCAGGCUACCGUAUUUCCUAAUGGCAAUGGCAGUGGCACUACCUCUGGUACUACUAACCGAAUCAGUGAUACUGAUCAGAACAAAAACGGUGCCAUCUUCAAGCUCUACAUUCUAUCAUGUGCCUACUUUACUGGAUUGCAGAAAAAGAAUAGUGAGAGUACUACCAGUACUACCGCUAAUAAUCCUAAGACCAUUCGGGAAAUCCUAUACUGGCUUAGUGCAUUGCCCUAUAGUCAGGCAUACCCAAAGAUACUGAAGCACGGUAAGCAAAGACUAAAAGAAGUGACCAAGAAAACCGGGGAAACUGAAUCUGGUACUGACAAUGACCAGAAACAACUCUCCUUCCUUCAAACAGGCCGUUCAGCUCCCAUUACCGUCCAUGAAUACAACCUGUUUGCCCACUUCCAAGCAGUGACUCAGUACUGCCCACUGGUCCUCAUAGGUAUCCAGGGUGGAAUACACAGUACCAACAACACUACUCCUGCCAUUCACUCCUUAUACGCCAACACGGAGUGUCACUUCACCUAUCCCACUGUGUCCAUCCAAGCAUACAACCAGGUGGUACACUACAUUAGGGCUCUGUUCUACCAGCUGUACUUCCUUAGGAAGCAAUGUGCCGUGAAAGUUAGUUCUGGAGGCAAAUGGCGUGAAUGUAGGUAUGGUCAUGGAGUGGUGUCCAAGGGGGUAAUUAGCUGGAUGUGCCUGGGGUGUGACCCCAUGGAACAUGAUAGGAAUUAUAGGGUGGAGAAUAUGAAGAAGGGAUUGGAUGAGAUAUUGAAGGGGUUAGUGAAAAAGGUGGAGGGAGAGGAGGAAGAGGAAGAUGAAAAAGAUCUUGCAGAUGGGUUGAAUACACUACUGGUUGCUAUUGGUCAGGUAGUGGUACAAUUGGGUAAUGCCCAGGAGGCAUUGGAAGGGAAGGAUAAGGAGGGGAUCAAGGGGGUUAUAAAGAAACUGGAGGAGGCUAAGGGGAAACUGGAGACGGAGUUGACGAAGGUGAAGGAUAGGCUGAAUGGGAAACUACAGGAGGCUACGAAGAAACUGGGGGAGCUGACGAAGGGUAGUGGUGGUAAAGAGAGUGGGUCAAUAGCCUCAGUAACAGGCAGUGAUGGACUAGAUAAGGCAGCGAGUGACGAUUUCGAUCAGGGUAAGAACAGGAUAAGUGAGGUUAUCCAUAAGGUACGGGAGGCAUUGAAGGAAAUACAGAAAGAACUGGGAGUUAGUAAUUCAUCAUAUUUAAACGGCAGCUUAUCGGAAUGGGUCGCAAACACACUUCAUAAAACCAUAGAUCAGAUCAAAGACAUCUGCAACUCUCCCAAGUGCCCAUCCUGUAAAUCACACUCCACCAAGUGUGGCAAGGAGGGGAAGCCGACUAUCUGUAAGACCUGUAAUCAACAAUACAUGGACGGUAAACCUUCCCCCCUCCAGGCAUUCCUCGAGGAUAGGUUGCCAGGUUUUAGUUGUAGAGAGGUACCAGCAGACGAGGACCCCGAGUACCCACCUGCUGCAGAUCACUUAGGACACUGUAAUGGCUCAGGCCAAUGCUGCCCACUGCCAAUGGGUUUUAGAGAUCACUUCCAGCAAGGAAUCACCCAUACCGGUCAACGCCUUUAUGGCAUCCUCUACUUCUUUAGUAACGAGAACAUGAUGCAGUCGUGUGUCUAUACACUAGUGAGAGUCACUGCAGCACUCAGUGCCACUACACCACAGGUAUUGGGUGAUGUAUUCGGGUUCUUUAGGGGUGGUGUAGGAAACAAGGAUAGGGGAAAGACACCAAAUGGGAGUGAUGGGACUGCAUGUAACCACGAUGGAAAUCCAAGUGGAUCUUAUGAUGAGAACAAGGAUAAGUACUUUUGCGGCUGGUGUGCCUCUGGGUUACGGGAAGAGGUAAAGAAGAUUGAGUGGGUAUUCAAUGGGACGGAGGCGGGAGGACAGUACAUGGGCAGUGUAGGAAAAGCACUAAGAGACAUUAAGGGUGAUAAAGGUGAUAGUGGUGCCUCUCAACAACUCUCUCCAUCAGCCCUUUCAACACUCACUGACGGUAACCACUACGUAUCCCCCCUAACCGGUGAACUCUAUACAGCAGUGAGUGCCACGUUCGGUGGAACAUACCUCUCAUGGGUACUAUACCUAUCAGAUGCACUUGAAGGUGGACUACAGUCACUUGCUAGUGCAUUCCAACAGAUUGAAUGCCGUGGCUGUACAGGGUGUGACCCCAAUAAGUGCAAGAAGGGAGAGCAUGGACAGGGUAGUGGACAGUGUGGAUGCCAAUCAAUCGUAUCAUGUACCGGGGUACUGCCAGUAUUGUAUAGACAUGGCUUCAGCUACGGUAACCCAUUCAAUCUGGAGGGGUACCACCAGAAGGAUGGAAACAAGGAAGAACAUGGUCAGUUCGACAUCGAGAACAAGCAUAAUCCUAAGAAUUGUCACCAAUUUUUGGACAGUCUUAGUGCAGUGAUCAAUAAGAAGGAGAACGCCUCUCAGGAACAUCCACUGACAAAGUUACUAUCAGAAGUCGGCCAACUCCAAUACGACAUACGGCUCCCGUGGAUCUUUGUACUGACCUUGGCGUGGCUAGUAGCGGUACUGUACCUAGCAUUUGGUGCCAUAUGGCCACUGGAAUGGACACAUAUGAGGUCGCAUUGGUUACGGGGUGGAGAACACCAGUGGCAAUGUAUGUGGUAUAAGGUGAUGACGGGGAGAAAGGGGGUGGAAUUGAUAGAGUAUUUUGGUAGACAGGGAGUGUAGUAGUGUAUAGACAGUGGUAAAUUAUAUACACCAGUAUCACAUACAACAUA
This is a messenger RNA of Babesia bovis T2Bo, 4103 nucleotides long. RefSeq names its product variant erythrocyte surface antigen-1 alpha subunit. The transcript is spliced from 3 exons. Lineage: Eukaryota; Apicomplexa; Aconoidasida; Piroplasmida; Babesiidae. Bases 91 to 4053 code for a protein of 1320 amino acids. The record is from RefSeq and is a predicted model, not a curated record.